AUGAAUCUCCGUAAGAUUGGUACUUGGGAAAACAACGAUACUGCAACUAUCUGGCUUAUGAAAUUUAGUGUUCUUUGGCUUUUCAGUCAGAACUGUUGUAGAGCAAGUGCAAUUUGGACUGCUUACAUGAACAUAUCAUUUCAUGUUGGGAACCGCAUACUGUCAGAAUUGGGGGAGACUGGAGUCUUUGGGAAAAGCUCCUCUUUGAAGAGAGUGACAGGUGUUCUACUGCCACCUGAGGGAAAAAUUCAAAAUGCAUGUAAUCCCCGAACCAACUUCAGGAGAUCAAAGAAUGCAGAGACGUGGCUUGCACUUAUUGAACGGGGAAGUUGUACCUUCACCCAGAAAAUUAAGGUGGCAACCGAGAAAGGAGCCAGUGGAGUGAUCAUCUAUAACUUUCCGGGAACUGGCAAUCAGAUUUUCCCCAUGUUUCAUAAGACAUUUGAAGACACUGUGGUGGUUAUGAUUGGUAACUUGAAAGGCAUGGAAAUUUUGCAUUUAAUUCAAGAGGGAGUUCGUGUGACAGUCACAGUGGAGGUAGGGAGAAAACACAUCAUCUGGUUGAAUCACUAUUUUAUCUCCUUUAUGAUUGCCACGACUGCUGUCUUCACGUAUUUCAUCUCUUACCACGUUCGAAGGGUUUGGAUAGCAAGGAUGCAGAACAGGAGGUGGCAACGAUUAACCACCAAUCUUAAGAGAGCUUUUAGCCAGCUUCAACUUCGAGUGUUGAAAGAAGGGGAUGAAGAAUUAAAUCCUAACGGGGAUAACUGUGUUGUCUGCUUUGAACCCUAUAAACCUAAUGAUACAAUUCGAAUUCUGACUUGUAAACAUUUCUUCCACAAGAAUUGUAUUGACCCUUGGAUCCUAUCCCAUGGCACAUGCCCCAUGUGCAAAUGUGAUAUUCUGAAAGCUUUGGGGGUGCCAGGGGAUAUUGAAAAUGGAGCUGAAUCUCUGCAAGUUCUAAUGGCGAAUGAAUUGCUGGAAGCAGUAUCACCUAGGGAAGAGGAAGCCAGUAACGAACUUCCUCCCCUAAGGUCAGAUAAAGUGACCCAAGUGGAUGAGCACCCUACUUCUCCAAAUAAUGACAGCCAGCCGGACACAGUGGUGGGAACUGUUCAUCCCUCACCUUGA
Dipodomys ordii (Ord's kangaroo rat) is the source of this 1131-nucleotide messenger RNA. RefSeq names its product ring finger protein 133 (gene Rnf133). The transcript has a single exon. NCBI's taxonomy places the organism in Eukaryota, Metazoa, Chordata, Mammalia, Rodentia, Heteromyidae. The coding region runs from base 1 to 1131 and encodes 376 amino acids. The record is from RefSeq and is a predicted model, not a curated record.